AUGGCCCCAGCCCACUACCAGCAGUCAUGGCCCCAGCCCACUACCAGCAGACAUGGCCCCAGUCCACUACCAGCAGACAUGGCCCCAGCCCACUACCAGCAGUCAUGGCCCCAGCCCACUACCAGCAGACAUGGCCCCAGCCCACUACCAGCAGACAUGGCCCCAGCCCACUACCAGCAGACAUGGUCCCAGCCCACUACCAGCAGUCAUGGUCCCAGCCCACUACCAGCAGACAUGGCCCCAGCCCACUACCAGCAGACAUGGUCCCAGCCCACUACCAGCAGUCAUGGUCCCAGCCCACUACCAGCAGACAUGGUCCCAGCCCACUACCAGCAGUCAUGGCCCCAGCCCACUACCAGCAGACAUGGCCCCAGCCCACUACCAGCAGACAUGGUCCCAGCCCACUACCAGCAGUCAUGGUCCCAGCCCACUACCAGCAGACAUGGCCCCAGCCCACUACCAGCAGACAUGGUCCCAGCCCACUACCAGCAGUCAUGGCCCCAGCCCACUACCAGCAGUCAUGGCCCCAGCCCACUACCAGCAGACAUGGCCCCAGCCCACUACCAGCAGUCAUGGCCCCAGCCCACUACCAGCAGUCAUGGCCCCAGCCCACUACCAGCAGUCAUGGCCCCAGCCCACUACCAGCAGACAUGGCCCCAGCCCACUACCAGCAGACAUGGCCCCAGCCCACUACCAGCAGUCAUGGCCCCAGCCCACUACCAGCAGACAUGGCCCCAGCCCACUACCAGCAGUCAUGGCCCCAGCCCACUACCAGCAGUCAUGGCCCCAGCCCACUACCAGCAGACAUGGCCCCAGCCCACGCACCGGAACUUACCGACACAGGUGCCACUGCUCCACUCGCCCCCACAGACCUAUCAGCCGUAG
Lampris incognitus (smalleye Pacific opah) is the source of this 885-nucleotide messenger RNA. RefSeq lists its product as uncharacterized. The transcript has a single exon. Lineage: Eukaryota; Metazoa; Chordata; Actinopteri; Lampriformes; Lampridae. The coding region runs from base 1 to 885 and encodes 294 amino acids. The record is from RefSeq and is a predicted model, not a curated record.